AUCAGUUCAGCAGUCUCGUGCCGUUUUCGAAAGGAAACUGUUCCGUGCCGCAUUAUGGAAAGCAAGGUGGUGGUGAUAUUUUCCAUUUGGGCCGUACUCUUCGGUCAGCUUGCAACGAUUGUCCGGGGUGCAAAUAUACUCUACAUCAGCAGUGUCGCAUCGCCAAGUCAUUUCCUUUGGAGCCAACGGCUGUUCGAAAGGUUGGCUGAGGUGGGCCACAAUGUGACGGUGGUAAAUCUGUACAAGGAAGGCGUGGUGCGAGGUGUCCACUUGCUAAAAUUGGACGAUGUAAUUGCCGACCUUGAUUCGAAGGAAGACGAUGAGGAAGACUACGUUGAGUUUGGACAAUUGAAUCCGUUCGAAAUGCACGUGUCAUUCGCGGAAUUAGAAUUGCAGGUUUGCGAGUUGGCAAUCCGAAGUACUACAUUCAGAAGAUUGUUUGAUAAUUCGAGGAAUAGUCAGAUCGAUUUAGUCAUUCAUGACCAUUUAGCAGGACCGUGUUUGUUGGCAUUAAUGCCAGUCUUUAACUAUCCUCCUCUCAUCUUGGCUUCAGCAUAUAAUCGAAUCUCAACAACAUCUUUACCAAUGGGAACGUUAAUAUUCCCAGGAUUUAUCCCAAAUCAAGUGUACGACAUAGACGAACCAAUGAGCUUCUUCAAUCGAUGUUUCAAUGUCGUACUUUCAUGCUGGGAGAUCUUAUUCAAAGAAUUUGUAUAUUAUCCAAAGUUGGACAAGCUCGUCAAGACGGCUUUUAACCAAUCCGACAGGGUUUCUGAUUUGGAAAAACGAGCAUUGUUAGCUAUUUUAAACUCCGGCACACUUCUGGAACAUCCAGAGCCAACAACUAAAAACGUGAUCCAAGUUGGAGGACUCCACAUAAAGCCGACAAAACCCCUUCCAACAGAUUUAAUUAAAAUAAUCGACAGCGCCUCAGAAGGCUUCGUCUUGCUGUCCCUAGGAACUAACGCUCGAAGCGAUUCACUUGACUCCACCAUUCUUAUCGAAAUCAUAAGUGCCAUGAACGCUCUGUCCAACAUCACUUUCCUCUGGAAACUAGACUCGGAGAACUGUCUGCCAGUUAAGCUACCGCACAACGUCUUCACGUCAGCAUGGUUUCCGCAGAACGACCUGUUGGCUCAUCCGAAAAUUCGCCUUUUCAUCAUCCAUGGUGGAUUGCUCAGCACCCAGGAAGCGGUUUGGCACGGAGUUCCGAUUGUGGGGCUACCCAUCUAUGCGGAUCAAUUCGGUAACGUCAAUCAGCUGAUUCGGAAGGGAGUCGGACGUCGGUUGUCGAUUGUGAAUCUGAAAUCACAUCAAUUUAUUGAGGUCCUGGAUGAUGUCAUUCACAGCGAAAGUUACAAGGAAAACGCUAUGCAGCUAUCACGGCUGCUCCGCGACAGGAAGGUGACUUCCUUGGACGAUGCAGUUUGGUCCAUCGAAUGGGUUCUAAGAAAUGCCAAUACCAGUCACGUGUGGAAUCAAUCGCUUGUCAAUUUGGGAUUUUUGCAGAAGCAUUCCUACGAUGUAGUAGCCGCUUUUGUGUGCAUUUUAAUGUUGAUUGCAUCCAUUCUACUCCUUGUGAUUCUUCGUGGCGUGCAUAUGCUCAUCAAAGACAAAAAUAAAUCAAAAAUUGAAUAAAUCUAGUUUGCUACCAUAUGCAUAUUUCUGUUUCGAGUACACACCCACUAUCUUUAUUAUUUAACCAUGUUGGAAAUACUAAAUCCUAGUAAUGAUACUGUCAAACACAUUACGUUCUUCUUCUUUCUAGCCUUACGUUCCAAUUACGAUGUUUGAAACUCACAAAUCUUCAUUGCUUAUAUGACAUUACUCAUACAUACAUGUAACACCUAAUCAUUAAAUAUCAUUUCCAAUUACAUAAACCUAAUAAAAUAUUUAAAGCAGAGAUGAAUCAGCUUUUGGCUGAAAAUAAGAUAAAAAAAUUAUACUAAAGAUAAAAAAAAAUAAGAAACAUAAACAUAAUAAAGAAUAAUUUAUA
Molecule: messenger RNA, 1996 nt
Organism: Aedes aegypti (yellow fever mosquito)
Lineage: Eukaryota; Metazoa; Arthropoda; Insecta; Diptera; Culicidae
Product: UDP-glucuronosyltransferase 2B15
Exons: 3
Coding region: 55-1638 (527 amino acids)
Molecular function (GO): UDP-glycosyltransferase activity
Source: RefSeq, a predicted model, not a curated record